CUCGCCAAGCCGUGAACUCCGGGGAAGAAGCCGGUUGGCCGAGGCAAGACAGAGGCCGCGCCCGCGUGACGGUUGGCUGCUUGCUCCGCUCCCUGAAAUCUGCCGGUUCGAGUCCCGUCGGGAGGCAGCGGGGCGCGUCUGAAACAAUGGAGGAGCUGAGCCAAGCUCUCGCUUCCAGCUUUGCUGUCUCCCAGGACCUCAACAGCACAGCAGCACCACACCCCCGGCUGGCACAGUACAAAUCCAAGUACAGCUCCUUGGAGCAGGCAGAGAGGCGGCGGAAGCUCCUUGCAUUUCAGAAAACUAAGCGAUUGGAUUAUGUAAACCAUGCUAGGAGGCUGGCAGAGGAUGAUUGGACAGGCACUGAGGAGGAGGAGGAAGAUAAGGAGACGGAGGGGGCCGGGGCCGGGGCUGGCACUGCAGACAUGGAGAUGGAAGUCGGGAUGAAGCUACCCAAACGCUACGCCAACCAGCUGAUGCUGUCUGAAUGGAUGAUUGACGUGCCCCCGGAUUUGGUGCAGGAGUGGCUGCUGGUGGUGUGCCCUGUGGGGAAGAGGGCUCUUAUUGUGGCAUCUCAGGGAUCCACUGCAGCUUACACCAAAAGCGGUUUCUGUGUCAACCGAUUCCCUUCUUUUUUGCCAGGUGGGAAUCGCCGUACUUCAGCAACAGGGAAAGAAUAUACAAUCCUGGACUGCAUCUACAGCGAGGCCCAGCAGAUGUACUACAUCCUCGAUGUGAUGUGUUGGCGGGGACACCCUGUGUACGACUGCCAGACAGACUUCAGGUUCUAUUGGCUGCAUUCAAAAAUGCAGGAAGAGGAUGGCCUGGGAAAGAAAAGCCAUCUUAAUCCAUUUAAAUUUGUGGGACUGCAGAGUUAUUCCUGCACGCCAGAAAGCCUGUGCAAGGUUCUGUCCACAGAUUUCCCCUUUGAGGUGGACGGGCUCCUCUUCUAUCACAGGGAAAGUCAUUACAACCCCGGUAGCACUCCAUUAGUGGGCUGGCUCCGUCCAUACAUGGUGCCAGACAUCCUGGGCAUACCUGUCCCCCUCGGCCCACUGACGGCCAAGCCAGACUACGCGGGACUCCAGCUGCAGCAGAUUGUGGAGCGCAAGAGGAGCCUACAGCAGGCCGCCAAGGAGGAUUCCUCCAGUGUCAGCACGGCCCCCCAGGAUGGCCGCUAUGAACUGGAACAUUUGUCCACACCAAAAGCAGAAGGCUUUCCCUCGGCUCUGAGGGACUCUGCAAGCAAGAUGGAGAAUUGAUAGGUAGCCCCAAGUGGCUGCUUUUCUAUGUUGUUCAGGAGGAGAGCAAAAGAAACUAACAUGGGAGCAGCUCUGUUUCGACAGCACUUUGGGUAGAAGGGUCUCCACUUCCAUAAUAAUUCUAAUUGCUAGCAGCAGGGUUUGUUUCAAAGAAUAAAAGCUGUGGAGCAAAAUGUGGAGCCACCCUGUUCCGAGGCUUCUCUUGGUGAACUCAUUCCGCUCUCUGAUCAGUAGCUGCUUAAAAAAUUAAGUGAAAUCACACUUUGCUGUCUGUCACUUGGGUAGCCAUGUUGUGCCAAGGCAGCCACCCUCCUUCACCCCCAUCAGCCUCACUGGCUUUUUUCUCUAGCCCUGCAGCUGACUCCAGCAGAACUAGGAAACAGCUCUCACCUUUGUCUCUAGCCUGCCGGAGAUCAUCAACCAGUGCAACCAAGGCAGUUUCAGUCCCAUGAUGAGGCCUGAAUCCCGAAUGGAAGGGAUCCAAAUGGUCCGGUUUUUCCAGGCGUGCUUGGAGUUGUUCAGCAACCACUCGCUCAAUCACCUUGCCCAAGAAUGGAAGAUUUGAGACUGGGCGAUAGUUGGCCAUGUUGGCCGCAUCCAAAGAUGGUUUUUUAAGAAGCGGUUUAAUAACCUCCUCUUUCAGUGGGUGUGGGAAGGCUCCCUCACAGAGAGAAGCAUUCACCAAUCCGCAAAGCCCAUCGCCCAGCCCUUCCCGGCUAGCUUUUAUAAGCCAGGAUGGGCAAGGAUCAAGGAGACAGGUGGUUGGUUUCACUCGUCCAAGCAGCCUGUCCACAUCCUCGGAGGUAACAGAUUGAAAUUGAUCCCACGCAAUUUGACUAGACAGGACUCUAGCACUCCCUUGCCCCAGCCCUGCUCCCACGGUAGAGUCUACCUCUUCCCAAAUCUGAGUGACUUUAUCUGCAAAAAAAACUUUGCAAAAUCAUUGCAGGAGAUCAUGUGGCCCGUGCUGGGCCGAGAUGGAGCAGGUGGUUCCACUAAAUUGGGAGUACGAGAUUCCUGACGGUUCACUCACAAGGGUCAUAGGAACAUGCAAGCCCACUCACCAUGACAAGGGGAUGAAAAGAAUUAUUAGAUAUAUGAGAGAUUAAUGAGAAGCGGCAAAGUACUCAAAGUACUCAUGGGAUACAAUGAAACUGGUGAUGAGGAGAAUUGGUAUUAUGGAAUCCAGUAAACUGAAACAACAACAACAAGGAGAGAUGGAAAAGAGGAAGAAAUUAGGACAUUGGAAAAUCAAUAAUGAUAAGAAUAAAUGAAGUUAUGCACAAUUACAGACAAAAAGGAAGGAAUUAGAAAAGAAAGAUAUGGGGAAAGUGCAGAGAGAUUUGAAAUUCUUGAAAAGAGAAUUUUUUGAACAUAGUAAUAAAAAUUCUAAAUUGCUGGCUAGAGUUGUACAGUCAAAAAACUAAAGAAUUCAGUUAGCUUAAUAAAGAUAAAAUGGGUAAUGUAAUGGUGUUGUUGCGGCUACUCUCGAGUAAGGACCCCCAAGUCCGUACUUGUCUUUAAAGGUUUUAUUGUGCAUAGUAUUAACAGUGCAGAGAUAGCAGAAAACAUGACCUCCUAGUCACUUGCAGAAUCCGGGAGUGGACAUUUCCUGUUGCGUGACCAGCAUAAGAGUUUGGGCACCCCAAAAUGCCUCCUUCCAACCUUACUAGUGGUGCGCCUUAUUUUGGGUGCCGGAAGGGGCUGCCUGCUCCCCUCCACCUCUUGGUCAAGGCGAUGCAAAGGCACUCUCCAACAUCAGCCUUACCACCUCCAUACCGCUAACUUCUGCAUUCCCCCCACCUGACCCACUGCUGCUGCUCUCACUGGGUGAAGAGCAGGUCAACAGGAUGGGGGGAGGUUCCCUGUAGGAAGGUCCCCUGACAUCCACCCCCCCUCAUGACCCCUCCCCUCCUGAGAUGGGUUGCUCAAGUGGUGAAGGUGGAAACCCCUCAAACAAUGUGUCUUCAGGAUCCAUGGAGGCGAACACUUUCUGCCAGUCUGUUUCUUCCUGCGGGCUGCUGUGGAAACCUCUGAAAGAGUCUUCCUCUUCCUCCGUGUCCGCGAACACCGCUUCCCAUCCCCACAUUGUGGUGUCCCCUAGACGUCCCAGUCCUCCUCGCUACCCUCUUCCCAUAUGAACUCCUCUUCAUCUUCCAUGGGUGCAAAUAUCUCCCCCACCCACAUUCUAGGUGGUUUGGGUCUGUUGGGGAACAGGGCGUGAAA
Molecule: messenger RNA, 3488 nt
Organism: Zootoca vivipara (common lizard)
Lineage: Eukaryota; Metazoa; Chordata; Lepidosauria; Squamata; Lacertidae
Gene: SNUPN
Product: snurportin 1
Biological process (GO): protein import into nucleus; snRNA import into nucleus
Cellular component (GO): cytoplasm; nucleus
Molecular function (GO): protein binding; nuclear import signal receptor activity
Source: RefSeq, a predicted model, not a curated record